Brassica oleracea var. oleracea is the source of this 713-nucleotide messenger RNA. RefSeq names its product nuclear transcription factor Y subunit B-5. The transcript is spliced from 2 exons. Gene Ontology annotation, molecular function: DNA-binding transcription activator activity, RNA polymerase II-specific; RNA polymerase II cis-regulatory region sequence-specific DNA binding; protein heterodimerization activity. The record is from RefSeq and is a predicted model, not a curated record. Gene Ontology annotation, cellular component: nucleus; CCAAT-binding factor complex. NCBI's taxonomy places the organism in Eukaryota, Viridiplantae, Streptophyta, Magnoliopsida, Brassicales, Brassicaceae. Gene Ontology annotation, biological process: regulation of transcription by RNA polymerase II. Bases 68 to 535 code for a protein of 155 amino acids.
AUCUGACAAUACAAAUCCAUGUCAAAAAGACUAUUUAUCAGAUUUAUACAUACUAAUAUAAUGUUUGAUGGCUGGGAACUAUCCUUCCUUCCAAAACCCAAUCCCUAGAUUCCAAAAUUACAACUUUGCGAGCACCUCCUCUCAUCAUCAUCAACAUCAUGAUGGUUUAGUGGUGGAACAAGAGGAAAACAUGGUGAUAAAAGAACAAGACAGGCUACUUCCGAUAGCAAACAUAGGAAGGAUCAUGAAGAACAUUCUCCCACCAAACGCAAAGAUUUCUAAAGAAGCAAAAGAGACUAUGCAAGAAUGUGUCUCCGAGUUCAUAAGCUUUGUCACUGGAGAAGCCUCCGAUAAAUGCCACAAGGAGAAGAGAAAGACAGUUAAUGGAGACGAUAUCUGUUGGGCUAUGGCAAAUCUAGGGUUUGAUGAUUACGCUGAGCAGCUCAAAAAGUACUUAAAUCGCUACCGAGUUAUUGAAGGAGAGAAAUCUAAUCAUCACGGCAAAGGAGGAGCUAAAUCUUCACCGGAUAACUAAUUGAUCAAUGCAUGGUUAAUUGUUUGAUUUCCCUUUUAUUUAUAUGCGCUUGUUUGUUCUUCGACUCUUAUAUAUGAUAUGUGUAUCAGUGUAUGUGGUUUGAGGCUGUGGAGAGAUCUGUGCUAGUCGUUCUUCUUGAGUUUGUUAUCGUGAAAUUUAAGGGUUUGAUUUUAUUUUA